UCUAGUUUUGAUCUUUCUGUAUAUGUCUGCUCAUCGAUAGAUUAGCAGUCCUGCUGAUUAUAAUAAUCAUUUAAAAACCUUCAUGAUAACGAGUAUCAGUUGACUAGUGGACAAAGCUCCACAAAUGCUCAUUCGCACUAGUCUGUCUUUUAUCUUCCUCAACGUAAAAUUUCCAUCGUAAACUACAGAGAACUCAUAUGACUUUAAGAUUCACGUAUCUAUCGCAGUCGUUACUGUCAUUAAUAUUGUUUGUAAUCGGUUGUAGUGAUGGGCUUUUAAUAUUGAUAAAUGCUCAUAUUCUGUUACUAAAGUACUAGUAUUGUUCUUAAUAAAUUAGUCUUGUUUUUCAUAGGCUAUACGCCACCACAUCGUAAUCAGGUAUCAGCACAAAUUAAAAAAUUGUACCAUUACCACUACAAAUUACUAAAGCAAGAGCUUGAAGAAGUUGAACAGUUAGCGUUAACAUUUGACUUUUGGUCUGAUCGUCAAGCCAAUUCGUUUCUUUGUGCUACAGGUAAUUAUGGAUAG
This is a messenger RNA of Adineta ricciae, 528 nucleotides long. Lineage: Eukaryota; Metazoa; Rotifera; Eurotatoria; Adinetida; Adinetidae. The record is from the annotation of a GenBank genome assembly.